This is a messenger RNA of Dissoconium aciculare CBS 342.82, 2440 nucleotides long. RefSeq lists its product as uncharacterized. The record is from RefSeq and is a predicted model, not a curated record. Gene Ontology annotation, biological process: cell-cell adhesion. The transcript is spliced from 2 exons. Bases 209 to 2089 code for a protein of 626 amino acids. Gene Ontology annotation, molecular function: myosin binding. NCBI's taxonomy places the organism in Eukaryota, Fungi, Ascomycota, Dothideomycetes, Mycosphaerellales, Dissoconiaceae. Gene Ontology annotation, cellular component: plasma membrane.
CGCAGCCUCGGUGAGGCGGUGCCCGCAAACCCGGAUUGGUGCUAGCCUUGGCGGUCCGUUCCCGAAUAAACUCCGCCUAAUGUAUGCAUUGCGACAUACAUAUACAUGCAGUACAGCCUACCCUCGUGCCCACCUGCGGACUGCAGAUCCAUCGUUCUGGCGCAAAAGGUGAACCUCGAAAUGCUGCAUGCGAGUGAACGACAGAUGAAUGGAGACAUUUCAUAUUGACGGCUCGCCUUUGGCCGUCUAUCUCGAAGGUCAAGGCCGUUAUGACCCAGAUAUCGACGAGGUCGAAGCCGCAAGUGAAAAAUCCGAAGCGUCCCGAGACCAACCAUUCGCACCCUCAGGCGACAGCAUAUCGCUACCCCGACUCCGUCGACCCAUUCUCCCACCUAUCCAAACUCAACAACCAACCCAGACGACCAUACGAAAAGUGCAUAAUGCGUGGUCAACCGCAGUCAAUUCUAGAUUGCGGCGAGCCGAUAACGCCAAAUUCAUUGAGCACUUCCGGUAUGUGAUCGUCGCUUCUCAGCUGCUGGACGAGCAUAUUGAUCAGGGCGCUCUCAACCCGUCUCUGCUUUUAAAUCCUUGCUUGGACGGCACCACAGAGCACGCAGAUGCACCCAGAGUUUCGACUAGUCUAUAUGGAGCAAUCGUCACCGCGGGCGCUGCAUUCGCGCUGGUAUAUCUAUUGCACUGGUCACGGUCCAGCCAGAGCGGAUACAUGAGCUGGGGAAGAAUAGUACUGGCAGUGGCGGCGUUUUCUGCUAUUGCCAUCUUUGGAUAUGCUUAUGUUCGCAGACAAUGGUUGAAAUUUAUCCGCACGAACGCAAUCAAUGCGGCGUCGGGCUUGACCACGAAUUGGCAGGCUUUUGAACUAUCUUCAGCGUCGGCGCUCUCUUUCAUUCAGGAGGUGGAGCUUGUGUCCAAAGGUUACAGGCUCAGCACGCCGCUGCCACCCGCGACACGAAUAGAAGAUCCAGGACCAAAUCGGAGAUGCGUUCGGCAUCGCAAGAUCCUAUGCAGGGCAUAUGCCUCCAUCAUUUCGGCGUGCGUAGAGGCACGCAGCACCUUGCAACGAUUUAUUCACGAAGACGACCUUGAGAAAUAUUACGAAAUUUAUGACAUUAAUGCACAAGAGGCCCAGGAGGCCAGUCUGGAAAUCCUGGAUGAAGACCCGGAAUCCCUGAAAUCACUCCGGAUGUUGAGCUAUCGAGCCGGUCUCCUUCGAAGGACGGCGUUAUGUUCACUGAUGGCCCUCGAAGCGGACGGCGGCCAUCCAGACGUCUACAGAUGGCGUGUCGCCACGGAAGUCAUGGAGAAUCUGACCAUGACCACGACAUCCUCAAUGGAGACCUUGCGCCGCAUGCUAAAUGAAGUCGAUGCUCUGAGAAUACCAACCACACCUGCAGCAGCCAAGUCUCACGAGCCUGUCCGGGAGAAGAUGAGAAGUCAAGUGCGCAAGAUCAGUGCGCUCUCAUCCGGUAUCAAGGGACUGCAGGCCAAAAUGCAGAUCUUACGUGAGGAGACCAAUAAAUCAAUUGAGCAAUCUGAUGAUUUGACCGAUCUUGGGCCUAGUAUGAUGUCACACUACGACGCCAUUGGGGCCGAUCUCAAAGAUCUCAUCCAGGCCUGGGAGGCCGGAAAAGCCGCUCUGCAGAGCAACAUCAUCAAACACGAACGCCGUAUCUCACGUGCAUCUUCAGGCGGCAUGCGCUCACCCGUUACGAGUCUUAGCGGGCUUACUGCCGUCGACGAAGAUAACGGUUCCCUGUCCGACGCGCUCCGCAUUCUUAGCGGGGAAACUACAUCUGGCAGCAAACACAGCGGCCGCACCUCGCCCACCAACACCUCGCCUUCAGAAGAAGAGACUGUUUUCGAGGCCAUCGCCAUGCCGCGACAACGACAGCGCAGUAGCACCCUGUCUCGCACCGAACGCAUUCUAAAGAUGCAGGAGGAGAGAGAUCGUCAGGCGGCACUGCGCGCUCGGCGAGAUGCAAAUACAGGCAUGCUGCGCGAGCUGGAAUCGGUCAUCAAACUUCGACCUCAACGCACGAGCACGGGCAACGUGACGCUGAAAGGACUCUGAAGUAUACUUGUCACACUCGUGGCACAACUAUCAAAUCUCCGAUGCGUGCGUCCUGUCGAGGACGUCGGCCUGCCUUUCGGGGCCCUAUCGGAUUUUCUCUUUUCCCCGAUGCUAUCAUUCGGGAAUUCUGUUUUGAUAGAAACCUUCUGAUCUGUCGUGGAGCGAUCAAUUGCGGUGGCCCCGCACCUCUUUAUAUACCCUUCUUCCUCCAUCGAUUUCGAGGAUGGCAACAUGUUACGAUCACUUGCGCUUUUUUGUUUUUAAUUGAGCCAAUACUGGAUAAUGAAACCUUUCUCUGAUUCACCCCUCAGACCUCCUUUGAACGAAGAAUUUCUUCGGCGAAGUUUGUGC